CACGAGGCCACGCUCGUGCACGAUGCGCGCGUGUGCGUCUCUGCGCAUGUGCGUUUAAGCUUCCCUCGUCAAAGUCUCCACAGCGGGAUUUAGCGUAAACAAGAAACGGAAGUCAUGGGCAAGUCAAUCUUCUCUUUGCUGAAACACAGAAGCGAAGGUCAGGAGAAACUAACAUCUGAUGACCCUGACUCUCAGAUGGUAGAGGAGGAUAAGACUGCUAUAUCGCAGUUCCCUUAUGUUGAGUUCACAGGCAAGGACAGCGUCACCUGUCCCACUUGUCAAGGAACAGGACGAAUACCAAGAGAACAAGAAAAUCAGCUUGUGGCCCUGAUACCAUAUAGUGACCAAAGACUGAGACCAAGACGAACUAAACUGUACGUGAGCUUGUCAGUGGUGCUGUGUCUCCUGCUUUGUGGCCUGGCUGUGUUUUUCCUCUUUCCCCGCACCAUUGAUGUUGCCUAUGUCGGAGUGAAAUCUACGCAUGUCAACUUUGAUACACAGCAAAGGAUUGUCUAUCUUAACAUUACAAACACUCUCAACAUUACUAAUAACAACUACUAUCCAGUACAAGUGGCAAACAUCACAGCACAGGUGCAGUUCUAUAAGACAGUUAUCGGAAAGUCAGUUGUGAGCAAUGUGACAAGCGUAAUGCCCCUGGAUAUGCAGCAGGUUGAUUUCUCUGUUUUCACAGUCAUAGCCAAUGAGAUGAGCUACAUCUAUGACUUUUGUACCAUGGAGACAAUAAAAGUGCACAACAUUGUGGUCAUCAUGCAGAUGACUGUUACCACAGUGUACUUUGGCCACGCUGAACAGAUCUCUCAGGAGAGUUACUUGUACGUGGACUGCGGCACAAACACCACCAAUUCCAAUGGACACAUGACAGUGAUACAGUGACCCCUUACACCUUAAACCAAUCCCGCCAUUUCUGCACUGAAGGAUAUUAGAGAUUUUUCCUAUUAUGUUUAAAUUGCUGUGCAUGGUCAUGUCAGGAAGAUGGCAAAGCCUCAGACAGAAUUUCCUCAGACAUAUGUAUGGAUGACUUUUUAUAGAUGGAUGCAUAUUAGAAGACGUUUUUUGACAUAUGAUUGCAAAUUUGCCGGUCCAGUGUGGUCUCGCAUUUUUGAAUACCUCAGUUUCUUCAGGAGGAGUUUGUGAUGUAAAAGGAAGACACCACAUGUUAGUUUCACUGACUGUUUUAUAAACCACUGACAUUUUGUUUCAUUUUACUUACAAAGCAGCAGAAGAAUGGAGGAUUGGAGAAAAAAAUAUUUGCUUUAUAGACAUUUAUGUCUGGACAGUGACUUUUUAUGUAUAUAAACUUUACACUUUUUAUACCUGUUAUGAAGUAUUUAUUUAAUGGUAAAAUGGGAUAUUUAUAAACGUCUCAAUAAUAUA
Molecule: messenger RNA, 1395 nt
Organism: Clarias gariepinus (North African catfish)
Lineage: Eukaryota; Metazoa; Chordata; Actinopteri; Siluriformes; Clariidae
Gene: tmem106ba
Product: transmembrane protein 106Ba
Exons: 8
Coding region: 115-894 (259 amino acids)
Source: RefSeq, a predicted model, not a curated record